GUCAUCGCAACCGAGACCCAGUUUUCUGGAUCGCGCAUCCCUACAAAACUCACCAUAGUCUAACGCCCCGCUCCCUUGUCUCCAGAUUUAUCACGACGUAUCUGCAGAAGAAUUCAUGGCGGGACAGAAGCGACCCUCCUGCGACGACCAUGGAGGCUAUGAACCACCCCGAACGCCUCUAGGUGCAUCCGCUUCGCGAGGCUAUGCGCCAGCACGCGCUUCAUCCGCAGCGCGCGCGCCCAAGUCAGCACGUACCGGUUACGACUCUCUACCAGCGCGCACAGCACCCGGCUCUUCUCAAUACGAUCCCUUGGUCAUCGACGAUGAAUCUGACGAAGACGAUGCAUCGCAAGAGGUGCAGGACUCUAGCCAGAGUGUCGGCGAGACCGACAUGAGCUAUGUCUUGUAUGGCGUCAUUAGCACAAAGAUUGUGGGCGUCAGGUACUACACCGGGCACGCGAAUGUCGGCGAGAUUGCGAUCCCCCGUCGUGAACCUAACAACCAGUAUGAUAGGAAUGCAAUCCAGGUUCUCAACGUCCAUCGACAACAGAUAGGGCACAUACCGAAGACGCAAGCUGCGAAGCUUGCCGCCUUCAUGGACUGCCAUAGCCUCAUUGUCGAAGCUACGAUUUCUGGACGAAAACAAUAUUUCGAGUGUCCCCUCAUGCUCCGUAUCUAUGGCCCCAGUGAUCCCAACACCCGGCAGCUGCUCGUUGAGAACAUGAGAAAUGCCGGACUUCCUCCUUCGAGCUGGAAGGAUGCUACUCAGCGACAGAAAGCGGAGCGAGAGAGGGAGAAGAUUGCUGCACAGGCCGCUAAAAGGGCGAAGAAGCAAGGCGGCGCAGUUGUGGGCGUCGGCCGAGGGCAGCAGCAUGAGAACGGACUGGCAGAGUACGCAGCUGGGUCUUCGCAGGGUGUCGAACAAGGCCUCAGUUUGGAGGAUAUUAUUGGAGGCAGCGAGAGGUUUAACCCGAGGAAUGCUGAGCAGUUCGUGGAGGAAUUCGGCAUUAAGGAGUCAGAUCUAGCUGCAAUGCCAAAAGCCAGCCAACCUCAAGCUCUUUCUACCGAGCUGCAUGACUUCCAACUGCAAGGUCUACAUUGGUUGCUCGAUAAGGAGAGUCCCAAACUACCCGCACAAGGCACCAGGGAUGUUGUUCAGCUGUGGAAACCACAUCCCGAGAUGCGCGGUGCCUUCAUCAACAUUGCUACAAACUUCUCGGUCACCAAUCCUGCGUUGGCCAGUGGCGGUAUUCUUGCGGAUGACAUGGGCUUGGGAAAAACUAUUCAGGUCAUCUCACUAAUUAUGGCUGAUCGCGAGCUGGGUCGUCGAGCAUCUGAUGCCUGUAACGCGACGCUCAUUCUUGCGCCCGUAAGUGUGAUGAGCAACUGGAGCACCCAGAUCAAGAAGCACAUCAAAGAGGAACAUGCUCUUCGCGUCAUGUUUUAUCACAGCAACCGGAAGGAACCCAUCACUCCAAAGUCUAUCGCAAAUUUCGACGUAGUUAUCAGCACUUACGAUAGCGUAUCUUCCGAGUGGCAUUCUCAAAAGUCUACCGCGCUUCCUCGGAAGUCGGGAGUCUUCUCUGUCAAAUGGCGUAGGGUGAUCCUUGAUGAGGGCCACAACAUCAGGAAUCCGAAGGCGAAGAAGACGAUUGCAGCAAGCAAUCUGCUGGCGCAAUCACGAUGGGCUCUGACCGGCACUCCUAUCAUCAACAACCUCAAAGAUUUGUUCUCCUUAGUACGCUUCCUCCGCCUCUCCGGUGGCCUGAACAGUCUGGAUAUCUUCCAUGCCGCUAUUAUGCGCCCUGUCAUGGCAGGCGAUGCUCUUGGAAAUCAGGCUCUGCAGAUGUUAAUGGCGGGCAUCUGUCUCCGCCGCAAGAAGGAAAUGUCAUUCAUUGACUUGCGUCUACCAGAGCUUGCUGAGUACGUGCACAAGGUCACCUUAUUACCCCACGAGCAAGAAAAGUAUGAUGCAUUCGAGGCCCAAGCAAAGGGGACACUCGACCUGUACCGCAAGGAAGCUAGAGGCAGAAACGCAUCUGACACGUAUCGCCACCUUUUGGAAGUUCUCCUCCGAAUGCGCCAGCUCUGCAACCACUGGAAGAUGAUCAGCGAAGAACGUAUCGACUCUAUCAUGCAGCAACUAGAAGCCAAGGGCACCGUCGAUCUCACCGAGGAGAACAAGGCUACCCUCCAGAAGAUGCUCCAGCUCUCCAUUGACUCCCAGGAAGACUGCCCCGUCUGUCUAGACUCCUACAAAGACCCUGUCAUCACCAAGUGCGCACACAUUUUCUGCACCGCUUGCAUCGAGCGCGUCAUCGAAACCCAGCACAAGUGCCCCAUGUGCCGCGCCGAGCUCGAGUCCUUGGCGACCACAACCGUCAAGCCCCCAAAAGAGCUCGCCGUCCUCCCGGCCCCGACGCAGGAACAGCUCGCAGACAAAAAGUCCCUCGAGAGCAACGCCUCCAGCAAGGUCAACGCCCUCAUGAGCAUCCUCACCGCGAGCGCACAGGACCCCGCCAACAAAACCAUCGUCUUCAGCCAGUGGACCACCUUCCUCACGCUCCUAGAGCCGCACCUCCGCGCCGCAAAUAUGGGAUACACCCGUAUCGACGGCAGCAUGCCGGCCACCGCGCGCGACGCUGCCCUCGAACAAUUCGACUCCUCGCCCACCUGCACCAUCAUGCUCGCCUCCCUCUCCGUGUGCUCCGUCGGCCUGAACCUCGUCGCGGCAAACCAAGUCGUCCUCUCGGACAGCUGGUGGGCGCCCGCCAUCGAGGACCAAGCCGUCGACCGCGUGCACCGGUUGGGGCAGAAACGCGAGACCAAGGUGUUCAGGCUGGUUGUAGAAGGCAGCAUCGAGGAGCGCGUGCUGGGCAUCCAGGAGGACAAGAGGAAAUUGAUGGGGCUGGCGUUUGCGGAGAAGGAGAGCGGGAAGAAGAGGAGGGCUGCUGGGGUGGCGGAUCUGGAGAGGCUGUUGGGGACGCAGCCGAGGAAGUGGUAGACGGGUGCUUUUGUAUUACGUGGUGUGGAUUGUGCAUUGUGGUCUGUCUACAUGUUGCGAUUUAGUGAGUUUUGGGGGUGUAUGGUGUUUGUUUGACUUGCGCCUCGGGUGUUGGUUACACUGCUGGGGUUCACGACACGAUACGAUAUCCACCAUAUGUUGGCUGCCAUAUUUGGUAGGAAUAUGGGGUGUUCUGGCGUUUAGCUAUGGUUGAGUACAUUUGUGUACUGAAACGUCCUGAGCCGCUGAGCGUCCUACAAAAUUGCAAAGACCACUCAACUUCGCACGCAGAUCAACAGCAUUGCCGGACAAGCCAACAGCACAGGGUGUCUGUGCCGACUUCAGCCCAAGAGAAACCAAUAAGAAUCGCGGGCCGAUCCUUAUGG
Molecule: messenger RNA, 3390 nt
Organism: Paraphaeosphaeria sporulosa
Lineage: Eukaryota; Fungi; Ascomycota; Dothideomycetes; Pleosporales; Didymosphaeriaceae
Exons: 3
Coding region: 116-3004 (962 amino acids)
Molecular function (GO): ATP-dependent chromatin remodeler activity; nucleic acid binding; ATP binding
Source: RefSeq, a predicted model, not a curated record